Molecule: messenger RNA, 1975 nt
Organism: Ficedula albicollis (Collared flycatcher)
Lineage: Eukaryota; Metazoa; Chordata; Aves; Passeriformes; Muscicapidae
Product: 3 beta-hydroxysteroid dehydrogenase/Delta 5-->4-isomerase-like
Exons: 4
Coding region: 169-1302 (377 amino acids)
Biological process (GO): steroid biosynthetic process
Molecular function (GO): 3-beta-hydroxy-Delta5-steroid dehydrogenase (NAD+) activity
Source: RefSeq, a predicted model, not a curated record
CCACCCUGAAGGGAAGAAGUCCUCCUUGAGUAAAUCUACAUCUCAAAGUCCAGCCUCUCAUCCAGAGCUGCCAGCAUGUAAGCAUUUUAAGCUUACAGGCAUACAGUGGCAGGAGGAGAACCAAGCUAAAGAGACAGUGAGUUCAGCACUGAGGAGCGACCCAGAGCAAUGUCUCUGGCUGGGGUAAGCUGCCUGGUGACCGGAGCAGGAGGAUUUCUUGGCCAGAGGAUUGUGCGCUUGCUGCUGGAGGAAGAGGAGGCGCUGGCUGAGAUCCGGCUGCUGGACAAAGCCUUCAGCGAUGAAGCGCUCGGGAGGUUUGAAAAUUUCAAGGGUAAGACGGAGGUGAAAAUCCUGGAAGGGGACAUCCGAGAUGUGACAUUCCUGCACCGUGCCUGCCAGGGGGUGUCCCUUGUCAUCCACACGGCUUCCCUCAUUGACACCCUGGGCCUCAUCGAGAAGAAGCUGCUCUGGGAAGUCAAUGUAACAGGUACUCAGUUGCUGCUGGAGGCGUGCGUCCGCUGUAACGUCCAGCACUUCAUAUACACCAGUACCAUAGAAGUGACAGGCCCAAACUGCAAGGGUGACCCCAUUUUCAAUGGUGAUGAAGAUACGGCUUAUGAGAGCACAGCCAAAUUUCCUUAUGCCCAAAGCAAGAGACAGGCAGAGGAUUGUGUGCUGAAAGCAGACGGCCAGGUGCUGAAGGAUGGUGGCACGCUGAUGACCUGUGCCCUGAGAUCCAUGUACAUUUUUGGGGAAGGCUGCCCGUUUCUCCAAGGUCAUCUGGACAAGUGCCUGUUGAACAAGAACGUCUACCUGCGCUUCUCCAGGAAGGAGGCUCUGGUGAACCCUGUCUACGUGGGGAACAUCGCCUGGGCACACGUGCAGGCAGCCAAGGCCCUCCGAGCCCCGCAGAAAGCCAAGCACGUCAGGGGCAAGUUCUACUACAUCUCGGAUGACACUCCUCACAUGAGCUACGCUGAUCUGAAUUACGAGCUGACCAAGGACCUGGGGUUUGGAAUUGAGCCCCAGCUCCCCAUGCCUCUGACAGUGCUCUAUUACUUCUCGCUGCUGCUGGAGAUCGUGAGCUUCUUGCUGCGGCCCUUUGUCAGGUACAUCCCCUCCACCAACCGGCACCUGGUCACGCUGCUGAACACCCCCUUCACCUUUUCUUACAGAAAAGCACAGCAGGAUUUUGGCUACGAGCCCCGCUACUCGUGGGAAGAGGCCAAGCAGGGCACUGGCGAGUGGAUUGCCUCUGUGAUCCCCCAGAGAAGGCUGUACUUGCAAAGCAGCACUGCCUGAGCCUGGAGAGGAGCUGAAACCCGGCUAAGAAAGCAGGGCCUUGAGCCAGGGCAGAGCUGGGUGAGCAGCAGCAGCAGCAAACGACAAAGCACUUAAAUGAAUUCUUUGUGUAAGAGCCAACUGAAAUCCCUCACCCCCGACCUCAGAAUAAAUAAAAGUGAAAUGUUCAUUUGUUUGUUGAGUACAGGCCAACGAAGGUAACUGUAGCGCGUAGUCCACACCCACUCCUACAACCCUGUAGCACAAAGACUUAGUUUAGAAAGACUCCACACAAUCCAUGCUAUGAACACUUCAGCCCUUAUUUCACUCCAUGCCACCUCCAAGGCUUUUGUAAAACACUACUUGUCCUAGAAGUAUGAUUACACUUUACAAAUGUACACCACUCAGCUGUACCUUAUUCACUCAGUGUUUGCCAGCCUCACCAAACUGGCAGCAGGCAGAAGCCACCUGAUGGCAAAAGCUGUAACAAAUCUUGUUCACUUUUUCAAGGGUGUUGUGCAUUUCAUAUUCACCUGACAGUCAAACUUUGAGCACUGUAAGCAUUGUGAAAUCAAAAGUACAUAGGUACACAUGUGCUGCCCCUGUGCUUCUCUGAUGGCCACAUGAGCUUCUGCAGAAUGUGUAACUGGACUUGUGGGCAAAAAUACAGAUCUUGUCUGAACAAACUGAUGUG